Molecule: messenger RNA, 1129 nt
Organism: Onthophagus taurus
Lineage: Eukaryota; Metazoa; Arthropoda; Insecta; Coleoptera; Scarabaeidae
Source: RefSeq, a predicted model, not a curated record
UUUACGCCGAAAACGAAACGAAGCGAAAAUGACUGCAACCGGCUAUGUAACCAAUUAGCUAACGAGAAAUUUCCACCUCUAAACAACCUAGAGCUAAGCUCAAUUUUCAAACUUCUCAAGAGUUGGUUACACGUUCAGUACUCUAAUUCUAUUAGGUACUCGUAUUUUAGAUAAAACUAAGAUGUGUCAAAAAAGUAGUGAAAAUCAUCAAAAAUUUCAGUUAAAUAAAGAAGCAAAAAAAUUUCUGGAUGUUUUGAUUUGUGAAGGUGGAAAAAGCCGGUGCGAUGAAACUUCGGAAGUUUUUCGAAGUGGAAUGAAGAUUCCUGAAUAUUAUGAUAAAGAAAAAUUUAAAAGAGGACAACAAUUUUUUCACCGAAACAUAUUCGCGAUGCUUUUCGGAAAAUUUCUCGGCUUAAUCUCAGAUCUCACUUUAAUAUCAUCUCAAAAAAUUUUGGAACACACCAAUCAAUCUAAUGAACCAAAAACAGCUUUUAAACGUUACGUUUCAACCAUUUUUAGUAUGUACACUUGGUAUACAUACGAUUUAAUACCUGGUUCAAAAUCUUGGGAAUCGUUAAAACGUAUAAGAACAAUUCACAAUUUCGCUAGUUUAAAAUGUCAUAAAAAUCAAAUUGGGGAAAUCGCUCAAUAUCACAUGGCUUUAGCACAAUUUGGUUUCAUGGGAUUAAUCGUAUCGAAAAGUGAGAAAAUUGGAAUUUUUCCAAAUCAAAAAGAAAUGGAUGAUUUUAUACAUUUUUGGAGGGUUAUUGGUCAUAUGCUUGGGAUCGAAGAAAAAUACAACAUUUGUCGUGAAACGUUUAAAGAGACGAAAGAAAUUUGCGAUGAGAUAAUCGCAGAAAUCAUUUCACCAGCUCUAAAUGAAUGGGACGAAAGCUUUUUGAAGAUGACCAGAGCUUUAAUUGAAGGAAUGUGGUCGAUGAUGCCGGUUUUACAGUUUAAAGUAUUUUUAAAUUUGCUUUAUCUGUUAAUUAAUAAUAACAAUCAAGAUAAAGAUGUUGAGAUUUUACAAAUGAACUAUUUUGAGAAAUCUUAUUAUAAGUAUGGAUUAAAUUAUAAACAUAGCAAAUUUGUGGAAAGUUCUAAUUUUAAUUAUACAAAUUUUAAUUAA